CUUGUCGCACGCGCGCGGUAGCUGCGGGACAAAGCACGAGCCGAUGCUCUCUUGCUCUAUAAAUUAAGCAAAGCGGCUACAGUGUGUGCUGUGCACAGGUCAAUCGAAGAGGAGGAGGUGGAUCGAUCCAGACAAGACGCGGAAAGUGCUCGUCCUCACUCCCCACGCGCUGCCCGCACGAACGAACGAGAGAGAGAGAGACAAAUAGAGCGAGGAAGGGGUCGCGCUCGGCGAUGUGAUGGCGCAGCCGCGGCAGCGAAGACUCACGGCGCUCAUGGUGUUGCUCUCCCUCUGCUGCCUCGGCGGCGCGGCUUCUGCAGCGGGCAGCACUGGCCGGCAUGAUGGAGCGGCGGCGGCUGCCACUGAGAAGUCCGCCGGACAGGAGGCGGCGCGCGGCUUCACGGCGACGACCGCGGCGGAGGAGGAAGUAGUGCCGGCGAGGGUGGAGAUGGAGCAGGUCGACGUCCAGGACUACCCCCCUACAGAGUCCAACGCCCGGCACGACCCGGGGUACCCGCGCCCGCGGGGGCCGCGACACCCGUGAGAACCACUGAACCAGGCUACUACGUGCUCGCCGGCCUACCCAGCCUCGUCCUCCACCGCCCCGCCCGACACUCCCGCGCCUCCUGCGCCUGUACGUGCGGCCAGCUGACGCCACAUGCUGCGCCAUAGCCCCCGUAGCUUUGCCCUUUCCAUGUUCUUCAGUUACUGCUGAACCUUUUUUGCUUUCUUUCGCCGUGCUGGCCACUGACGCUGUGAGGAUGUGCGUGUCAUGAUUUCCGGUGGUGCUUCUGUCUCGCCGUCCCAUGUUCUUCUUCGCAUGUUAUGUGUCAAGCCUAUGUAAAUGAUGAUUGAUUCGCGCUCU
Messenger RNA from Lolium perenne, 865 nucleotides. RefSeq lists its product as uncharacterized. NCBI's taxonomy places the organism in Eukaryota, Viridiplantae, Streptophyta, Magnoliopsida, Poales, Poaceae. The record is from RefSeq and is a predicted model, not a curated record.